UUAAUCAAUUCGGGAAGGACAAUUUACUACGCUUAGAGCUAAUAAGCUGCUUAAUACCCCUCCAUGUGGCUUUUGCAUCAUUAACAUGGUAAGUAAAGUAUUCUUUAUAAUAGAGGUUUUUACUAACAAUUAAAAUAUCCUUUAGUUUGUUCUGGUAAAUUUUAUAGCAACAGUGAUUACUUUGAGACUUACUUGUUAUGUAAUGCUUAAAUAGCUUAUUUUUGGUUUUAAUAGAUUUACAAAUACCCUGAGUAAUCUAAGGUUUAGACAGAGUAAAAGGAAUCAAACAUCUGAUUGAUGUCAUUUUCCCUAAAAACAUUAUCCCACUGAAUUGACUGGACAUCUGCUGAAAAGUUAUCCUGAUCAAAGCAAGAAUAAUCAUAUACAAACCUGGUCAUAUUGCUUGCUGUCCAAGAUAAUUUGUUGAUAAUUAAGAAGUUUGGUAAAUGAUCUGUAAGGUCACAAACCAAAUUUCCAUUAGUAGCAACAAAUUCAUUAAAAUUAAAGAUAAUAUUUUAUUAAUUAAUGUUGCUGUGUGAUCAGUGAUUCUUGUAGGCUGCAGAAUGUGUGGUAAGAAGCCAUAAGAAAUCACCGUAUUAAUGAAUUCUUCAGUUAUCUGACAGUCUUGAAAGUUCAGAAGAUUUAUGUUAAAGUCACCCAUGAAUAAACACCACUUAUUAUUUUUUGAACGUUUCUCUAGAGUUGAGAAAAGAUAUUUGUUAUAGUCCUCAGUUUUACCAUUUGGGUGUCUAUACAUGACAGCGCACAGAAUAUUUUUAUAUGGAUCACGAUUAAUCUCAAUUCAUAGAGAUUCAAACUCUUUUGUCGUUGAACAAAGAUCACCUCGAAUAUGAAAUUGAAUCCCCUCUUUGAUGAAGAACCCCACAUCACCAGCAUUAGUCAGAGUUGGCUUGGAAACAAAAUCAUAUCCUUCAAUAGCAAUGUUGCUAGUUAGAUCACAGUUACUUUUUACCUUUGUUUCGGAAAGGCCAAUAACAUCGAAUGAAUUCUGUAGAUCUGAUAGCAGCAUUGUCAAACCAUCAUGGUUAGCAGAAAGGCUUCAUUAAUGUUGAAAUGAAUUGUAGAAAAGAAAGGCAUAGAUUUAUUUAAUUGCUCUGAGAAAUAUCGUCAUUAAGAAAGUCGUCUAGAGUAUAGUAUUUAAGGUCUGGCUGUAUGUUAUUUUCCACAUCAUGAUUAUUAAGACUGGAUAUCUUGUUAAGUUUAGAUAAGUCAAACUGCGGUAAGUUAUCUAUAAGUGUAUGACAUAAUGUUGCUAUAUUGCUGUUUAAGAGCAAUAUAGCUUCAAGACGUCCAAAUCCUAUUUCUUGUUUAUGGCACCUGAGCAGGGCUUUGUGAGUCUCUACAAAGAUUAUGAUACGACCAUAGAAUGUCCAGAUGUACUUAUACUUCAUAUCCUUUUAAUCUUUCAAGCUGUCCUUAAAAAGAUCCUUGUUGAUUUGUCAGAGUAAGGUUUUCUGAGAUAUAUAUCUGUUCUCCGAAUUUAAUCGAAGAUCCAGGUCUUGUGUUGUCUUAUUCCGUAGAAAUUUUCUUGCUUUAUAGAAGCGAUCUCUCAGCGCUCUUCGUACAAAUUUCACAACUAUAUUGGGAGCCCUGACGCGCGAAUUCGAUAAAGCUUGAGAUCCUUCCCUAACUAUCUCUGUAGGACUGUUUUGGUAGUAGAUGACUCACGGAUAAAUCGCUUUCCGUUAUAUGUACUCCAAUUAAUGAGCCUACUUUUAUUGCAAUUUCCUUCGUGUUUUCGUCUUCUGUCUCAGGGAUGCCAGAUAUUUCUACGCACUCGCGGCGAGAAUACUGUUCUAAAUUAUUCAAUGAAGCUUCGCAGAAUUGCAGUUUGCUGACCAAUUUAGCAUUUUCGGCUUCUAAACUCGCAUUCCUUGCCUCAAGUGAAUCAAGUCUUGCUUGUAGAGCCUUGUAGUUGUCGUCAACUUUUUUGAAUAGGGCGUCUAGCCUGGAAUGAUGGGGGGCUUGAGUUUGAAUCGGCUUGAGUUUGCUCUCGAGCAGCGACUCAAGGUCCUUCAAAGAAGGCCGUCGUUUGAUGGCAUUUCGCUUGUUACAUAAACGGACGCAUGGAGACACCAAAAAAUAAAGAAAAACGCUGUAAGAAUCUGCAUUAAGCAGUGAACGGAAGACAUAUCACACGCAGUAAGCAAAACACAUCCGCCAUCUUUACUGACCCAAAACAGUAAAAGGUUCAAGAUUGAGUUCACAGCCCGGGGUUCACAGUUGAGUGCACCAAAUGCUUCUCUAGUUAGGAUGCUACAAUAAAACGAAUCAUAAACGUUUUUUGCCUUCAACAACUGACAGUCAUGUAACUUUGGCCACAAAUUGUCUUUAGAGUUUUCAGUUGGUCUGUGUAACAACAAUGAAAGAAAAUUGCUUCACCCGAUUAAUAAUAAUGUGAACGUAAUCAAAAGUGUAUGUUUCGUUUCUUUUACCUCCAGGGUAAUUAAAACAAAGAUUUUGAAUGGACUAACGUUAAAUUCCGUUGACAUGUUAUAAUUUAUUUUACAAGACCAAUAAUUCUUAAGAGCGUUCAGACACUUUUAGGUGUGCAAUAUACAAAAAGCCGUUGUUGCAAGCAGUAGUUUCAAGUUGUUUGUUGCUGGUGGGUUUCACGGCUUCUCACAUUAAGCUAUUGUCUAUUUGUUCAAUGCUCUUACAGAUUCCAACAGAUUCCAACGGAUUCCAACGCCUCUUGCAUUUCGUUAAUUGCUUGGUAGCCCUCGAAGGAGCCACACGAAUAUGCUAAUUUGCCAAUUUGUAACUCAAGCCUAGUUUAAGGUGACUAGACCCAGUUUUUUGGGGGGGUACCAUCCUACUUUGAAGCUCUCUGGUAUCCCCGCCUUUACUUUUAUCGUAGAAUGGAUAACAUAUAGAUCAAUCUACAAUAUAACAUAAAAUUUUGGGCGAUCGGAGUAAGGGCCUGUUUACAUGGAGGUGGGGGACCCCAGCUAGGUGAGGUAACCCGCUUAGGUGAGGUAACCCGCCUGUCCAUACAAUCUCUCAUUUUAAUGUGAUCACGUUUACAUGUUAGGUGGGGUAACCUGCCACAUGUUACCUCACCUACCUGGGGGCCCCCACCUUCAUGUAAAAAGGCCCUAAAUGUCACGUGGUUAUAAUGCCACGCCCCUUUGAGAUCUAAGUCGAAAAUCUGCUGUUGCCGGCAUUUUUUCGUGAAAAUCUCUCGGCUACACAUAGUGCGCAUUAGCGCCUUGCACUGAACAGAGUUCCACCAAAAUCGCAAAGACUCAAUUCGAGAAAUUCAGCGGUUUUCAAAUUUAGGUCAUAAUUUAUGAGAAAAUGAUAAGCAAACUUUACACGAUUAUAUCUAGUAAACUAUGAGAUUCAUCCCUUUAUUUUGGGCAUCGUUAUAACAGAUGGGUCCUUGCAAGUCAGCAAAACGCUUUAGGGCCUUGUAAAUGCGCGCGAUUUCGAGCAAAGCAAACAUAUAGUUAUAGUUUUAGCUAUUUGUUGACGUUUGUCAGCGUUUAAGAGUCCUUCUCACGAAAAAAGCAUUUUCUUAAAAAUUAAUAGUUUUUUUCCUUUAAAUUUUUUCAGGGCCACAAUUGAUUAACUAACUACCCGGACUCUGAACUUCAUGGGCAUUGAAAAACUGUGACAUUAUCUUCUAUAAGCCCAAACUUGAGUAAACAUUGAAGAUUUUUAGCGUUUUGGCUGAGUUUGUGCUUUGGGAGUUGUCUGUUGUUUGUAGUCUGUCAUUAUACAGCAUUCUUGUUUAGCACGCGUGCAAUGACCACGCUUGGCUGACUUCCGAAUGCUCACCGAGACAUGAGAAAAUAGCAUGAGAAAAUAGAAGGGAUUCCCGUCACGAGUUGGUUAAAUUAUUGGCUUGCAUUAAACGUAUGAAAAAAUGAUAUUUUUUUUCGUAGUAAGUAGAUUUAUUGUGUAGCACUUCUUGAUUUUUUUGCAAAGGCACAAAGAAAGAGUAUUUAUUACAAUUGCAGUUAGCCGAUUUAACUUGCAGUUUGUAGUUGUGAUUGGACCUGUUACGUUUUGAAGCGAACUCAAAAAAAUCGGAAAAACAAAGGCUAUUCAAUCCGAAUACAAGUUUAUAGCAUUCAAUCAAAGAAAAGUAUCGCCUUCUAUCAGUCAACUGCGACCACCGUAACAUUUCGCAGCGAUCUUCGUAUGACAUCUCUCCCCUUCGCUGACCUAAGGCCAAUCGAGAAGCUCUUCUCUGAACUUUCUCUAAGAGAACAAUAUCCUUAACUAGGUAAGGGCACCAUACAGGGGAAGCGUACUCGAGGAUUGGUCUCACAAGAGCCUUGUACAGUGUGGAAAAGAUUUCCUUGUUUACAGAACCGAUUGUUCGCUUAAUUAGACCAAGAACUUUAUUGGCCUUAUUGACAACCUCGACAACGUGUAAAGACCACGAGAGGUAAUGCGAGAUUGUGAUGCCGAGGUCCUUUACAGAACUCACUGAACUUAGACGUUCUCCACGCGGGACGAGGGAGUAAUGUGGGACAGAUUUAUCACGAUUAUGUGUAACUCGCAUAAUUUCACAUUUCUUCGCAUUGCCAGACCUCAGACCAAUUUCUAAGGUGGAAUGAGUCGGACUGAAGGAUGCUUGUGUCUCUAGCUAUGUCGGAGAUCUCUCUGUAAACCUUGGUAUCAUCUGCAUACAGUUUAACCGUUGAUGAAAUACCUGACGAGAUGUCAUUCACGUAUAAAAUGAAUAAGACGGUUAAAAUUUUCUGGGUCCGCAUUUAGGGAAGGGUUACAAGUUUUGGGCGCCUUUGGGCGAUGUGCGCGUAUUAAUGGGUUUUGUGUUACUGAAAUAUAAAGCACUGCUUGAAAUACGAUGGCUGUGCAAGUAACAUUAACAGAAUUGCAUACUCAAAGCUGAAUCGCACGGUUAAAAAGCACUGUGACUGGCUGGAUAUGAGGAGUGGCUUCCCGCGGAAUCGCUUGUAAUUUGCUGGACUCUGAAAUGGCUUUUAAAACAGCGCACAGUUUUAGGUUGGCUUUGUUUUUUAACCAACGUCUUCGUCAUGUGAUUUUUCUGUAUUAUAAUACAUCUGAAUGGCAGAUCAUUUCGUGAAAGUCUCCUUAAAACAAGCCGGGAUCAAAGUGCACGAUUAGUUGAUGUUAUGGUAUGAUAGCUAAAAAUGUAUUUUUUCAUGUUAUGACUAGUACUCGAUAUCUAUUUGUGUUCUUAGUAGGCUUUGAAAGCUAUGGAAGCUAAUUCUGAGGAAAAAUUGCUUUUCUUAGCGGCAAAGUUUAAUAGAAAUAAAAUUUUUACCUUUCAUUUACAUAUACAUUUACAUAUAUCAUCUUGCAAUAUCUAUAACAGACAUAUUCGCAAGCUCCUAGAUCACCAACAUCUUUUGAUUGCGGCUUUACAAAGGCCCACACCCAUAACAAGUUUAUGAACAUCACUCGAUUUACUUUAUUCUGUCGCAGAACAUUGUUGCUCUGUGGUAACGAUGUUUCUCACGCGCGUAGCCCUUUGGCGUUUAACUUAGCUAGACUCACAGUGGUCUAGUUUAUACUAAUCCUCCUUUGACAAAACUCAGUCACUCUUAAACAGUAGCAGGAACAGAUUGUUUUUCUUUUUCAACAAAUGCGACAUAGUUUUUGAUAUGUACAGCAUACAAAUGUACAGUGAGAUUUAACGAUUAAUCAAUAGCCUCAUAGUUAAGGUCAUAGACCUGUACAUCAUUGAAAAGCUGAAGCAUUCAAGAGGAGCAAUAAAGCAAGAUAAAAUAGAUCUCGUAACAAUAGAUAUUGCUACGAAAAUGAUUGAAGGUUGCGAAGUUCUCGACGAGAGCGAUUGCGAUGAUGAUGGUGACGAGGAUGACAUUGAUGAUGGCAAUGAUGAUAAUCUCUUGAAGGAAAUCAGAGAGGAUGAUAGAGAUGAUGACAUCGAUAAGGAUUCUAAUGGGAACCAAGAGGAAGGUGAAUCAGUCUAGGAGGAAAAUAAUUUUCGGAAUCUUUUACAGACCUCGCGAUAUGGCCGAACUUGCAGGACCUUGAGGGGUAGGGCCAUCCUCGGAGACUCAGGGGCAGUUAGUCGAGUCGAUAAAAUGUUCGUGGUGAAAGUUUUCUGUCAGAUCGAGGCUCGUCUCGAUCUUACAGAAAACUUUCACCACGAACAUUUUAUCGACCCGACUAACUGCCCCUGGGUCUCCGAGGAUGGGGUAGGGCAGGAGCUGCGGACUUUCCUUGAAUAGAGACAAUUUUCCUCUUGCUAUUUGCAAGUUCUAGUUAUUAAUAUGCACAAUUUGUUCACUCUUCAAGUUGAGUAGAAGGCAGGAAUUCAAUAAGUGAUAGUGGGGCUGUCAAUGGUUUUCUUUACUUGGUGAAGCUUUGGUUUUUGUAAAUAUUGUAGAUACUAACACUUUUUUUACUAGUCCAAUGAAACAAUUGUCUCAAAGUUACGCUCAUAUGGAUUCUCCCGAUGCAACAUUCGAAUACUCAAAAUGUUGUUACAUUGGACGGUUACAAUUUUGGGGGGACCGCAUUUUUGGAGGGGGCAGGAUUUUUGGGCUGUCAGCCAGAGAGGGGCUAAAAUCGUUGCGCCCUCGCAUUUGAAAUAAUACCCCCCUACCAAUAGUUAAUGACCGCAUUGUCAUUGGCCAUUCCCAAACAGUUUUUCAAAGUUUUUGUUAUUGGUUACUAUUGAUAUAAUGCUUAGAACACAAUUUUUCGUUUGAAAAAUGUUAAAAGCUGUAAUUUUGUCAUUAUCAGGUGAUUUUUCUAGUUUCAUAGAGAAUGAGGACGUCUUAAACUGUUAUUAUACACAAAAUGAACUCUAGAAAGCUGUGACACAGCCCCUUUAAUUUCGUCGAGUGAACAUGGGGAGGCAUGGACCGUUAAAAAAAUAUGGGUUUCGAUGUGAUAAAGUUGAACUACCCAGAUCGAAGUGGUCUUUAGUCGUUUCUGGUCGAGAUGAUUCUUCCCCUAUAUUUCUUGUAGAAAAGCUUGGAAACACGCUUUGUUUUGAUUCGGAAAGUCUUGGUAACCGAGCGUCUUAUUCGAAUCCUUAGGCGAGGGACCGAAGCUUACGAAGUAACUGGGUGGGAAACUCUUUGAUGGUUGCUAGGAGUUUUGGGCUAUUGGCCAAUCGUAGAGCCGAAUAGACAAUAGCAAUUAUUUUUCAAAUGCAUGCUCAACUGGUAAAAUCAAAGCAACCUUCCACUUUCCCCACACGGAGUACGCACAUUGAAUGAAAAGAAAAAUUCAAAGGUUCCAAUGAUGUCUACCGGUUGUUUGAAACGCGAUAGUUAAAAUUAACAUCUGAGCCAGAAAAGCGGGAAUGUUAUACUCCAAGAAUUAGCCUUAGUGACAUGGACGCUUUUCAAUUUAAAUCACUGCGGAGUUACGGAAACCGCUUUAUCGAACGUAAACUCGUGUUUCCAAAGGAAAUUUGUACACUUUCAUGGAAGAUGAAAUUAAUUCUAGUUUAAUAUCAAAGCUUGACUUCAAUGUUUGAAUUUUUUAAUAACUAGGAUAAAACAAAUCAUGAUUUGUCCAGUAAUAUUGUUGCUUUCGACGAAGGAGAACGCUUACUAUUCGAGUCCCGCGGGACAUCCCGCGGGUAUCGUUCUGGAUGCCAUGCGAUUUCACGGUUUGGGCGUCAUCUACUGACUGGCUGGAACAUUUUGCCUCGAUCUCAUGUGUUCCGUUUUUCUUGCCCGGGAACUGGUAUAUAUAUAUUUUGUGACACUUGUUUUAAUACCAUAGAUGAAACAUUAGCUAGUUUGUGAUUGCAUCAGGUUUGUUUAUCGUUUUUUUCACACUUUUCAAUUCUGACCUGUAGUUUCUUUAGAAAGAAAAGCUCCAUACUAAGAUAAUCAGAUAUGUAGAUAUUAUGUUAACAAUAUAUCUUCACACCUUAUUUGGUUUAACUCGCCGUUAAAGCUUCACCAGCUUAUAUCGACCAUUUGAUGUUUCAAAUACUAACAUCUUUUCGCUUUUAAAAGCUGUUUACAGCCCUGUAUUCGCGUUUGUUUGACACCAUUAGAAAAUAAUAAAAGUAAAAUAGAAGUUGAAUGGUGAGACGAUAACAUUGUCAACGUCUCACUAAUUCCGAUGGCUUUAUAAUUUGAAAUCAGAGCUGAGUGAGUGGGUCGAUCACAGUGCUGGCGCAAUGUCACGCAACAAGGGUUUCAAGUCAUACUCGACACUUUGACACCUUAAUCAAUAAUCUUUCCAGAGACUCCAAUUUUAUGUGGCCUAAUUUUUAGCCAGUGUUUUGACCAUCCCUACAGUGCAAAAUAAUAUUUUGAGGAUAGUCAGUGUUUCACCUUCUGUUACUUACUUAGAGGUAAUGCCAAGAAAUUGUAAAAUAUACAGGACGUCCGUGCAUUUUUGAAAUGAAAAAGUGAUGAAUUGUAAAGUGGGAGGAUGAACAAUAACACUGAUAAAUACUGCUACUGAGAAUUAUAUUGAUUUUAAUUUAACCAUCUUACAGGUACAUCAAGUUUUACAUCCCCUUCAACUGUUCACCCCACCAACCCGGCAAUUAUCUCCCCUCCCCAUCGAACGCACUUUCCCAAUUUGCAAUUACUACCAGUUUACUGGCCUAUAGGCCUUUUUCAAAACUAACAUCAUACUCUUUGUUGUCCCUCCUAGACUACGAGCAGUCUCUCUUUUUUCUUGGUCCGUCGAGCAAAACGCCGGAGACACGCACCGCCCUCGUUUCUCGCGUCUCGUGGCUUCGCCGCUCAAGGCUCGCGCGCGCGUGCACUCCCCUUACUGAAUCUGAAGUAAAAGAGAGACUGCUCGCAGUCUAUGUCCCUCCGAGCAUUGUUUUCAAUUUCUCCUGCGGCGAUUGGAAUCACCAAGAGAAAUUAUGAAAAAUGCUUAUGCAAAAUUUUGGAGGGACGACAAAGAGUAUUAUGGUAUUUUUUCCAACAAUGCCUUUUCUCAGUUGUUUCAAAGCAUCGUCUCUCGCUCAUGCUUUUUUGGAAAUGAAAUUAUAUGGACAUAAUAUGGACAUUUCACCUGUUUGUUCCUGGAUUAAGCAUUGAAGUCUCUCGUGAGGGUCUCAAUGGCUUGGUAGCCGUAAAUUUUGAAUAUUUUGAUGGUUGGUGGUUAUUACUAGUAGAAAUUUUGUCCAAGAGUUCAUUCAGACAAAUAAAUGUUAUUUUCUGUAUAAAUUAAUAUUGACUUUUGAGUCUUGGAGGUGUUUUUGAAAUGUAAGCACGUUGUAAGAUCUUGUAAUGUCUAGCGAGUGUGUUUUUGAGAAGUACUGAGUUUUACAGUUAAGAGAUUCUUCAGGAGCCCGAAGUCCGUGAAGAUCAGCUGAAAUAAUGAAAUUUGAGAUGCCUGAGAACUUUUUGAUAGUUAAUAUUAAUCUGCAUUUUUGACGGUUAAUAGCCUGUACACAGACGUUGUUUUAUUUUCCUGUUCGUUCUUUUCGAAAACUUCGCGAGCGAAGCGAGCGUGCAAUAAAUCCCCUGCGGUUUAUAUUUCAUCACGCGCGCUCGACGGAUUUUGAAGAGAAAAUAGAGUGUCUGUGAACAGGCUAGACGGUUAACGGUUACAUUUUUUUAAGCCGUUUGACGGCUGACGGUUAACCCUAUUUAGACCCCCUUUCAUAGCAUUGAAGUCUGAGCAAUAUCUACGCGGAUACAGUCUCUGUGUACGAUGUGCUUGAUUAUUUUCACAUAGACCAUAAUUCACUUUAUUUUGGGACAAGGAGCGUUAUGACCUAUGAGAAAAUGAUGGAUUUUGAAGGCGCGCAUACGGAAGCGAGCAACUCUCAUAGUAGGCCAAUGUCACGGCGUUGUUUUCACAGACCGGUCUAUUUUUAAAUACAUUUUAGAGAACUUUUCUCCCACGGAAAAGGAUGCUCCGCUCCGUCUAUGAGUGCAUUCGAAGUAUAAGAGAAAACUAGACGACAUUUAAAGGUCACAAAUAGCAUUUUGAGGGCAUUAGCUAGCUCGUUGUGGUUUCCUGGAUGGGCAUAGUAUCUUCUUAACAGCUCAACAUAUUGAUCGAGUUUGGUUCCUACCCACGGUUCUUAGGAGAAUAAACCACGCGUUUAGCGCCCGCGCCUCUGGGUUCGAAGAGCAUGCUCGGUUACCAAGGCUUAACGAAUGCCUAUCGACUUCUGAAUCAAGACAAGGCGUAACACCAGGCUUUUCUACAAGAAAUAUUGCGGCAGAAUUCACCAGAAACGCAAAAGACUACUUCAAUGUCAAUAAUUCAACUUUAUGACAUAAAUAUUUAAUUAUUAUCUUGUCGAAACCUAUGUUUUGAUCCAAUGCCUUUUUUAGGUAGCGAGGCAGAGAUUACGCACAGUAGGUUGCCCAGUAUCCGGCCACUGCAGUUUAACAUUACAAUAACUUUCCUUUCUUAGUCGCAAGAAUUCUGAAAUUUGGCCCAGAGACAAUCUAUUUAGUCCUUAAUAUGACGAAAGGGAGUUUAAUUUUUUUGCCUUUGUUUCCAUCGCGAAAUUAAUAUUUUAGCAGAGCUCCUAUGUUGCCCAGUAUCCGGCCACAACAAUAACAACUUAAUUGUACAUGAAUUUCGACAGGCAAGCGACUUAUAAUUAUAAGCUUCUAUUGUACUUACAAGGUAGUUUGGCAAUCAAUUCUAAAAAUAUAAAUCGAUCUAGGAACCAAGCAUCGCGAAAUAAAACAUAACAAAUGACUGGCGUAUGGUGGGGAACGCGAGCGGCUGGUACAAGUUCUUACUUUCUUAUCUAGGAACUUUUUCACUGAUUUAAGGAACGCAUCCGUGGACAAGCCAAAGCCACGGUUUGCAAGCUCAAUUAGCCUAUCUGCAAACCGGUUUUUUUCUUCAUUUUUUGUUGAAACAAGAAGACGCCCGAAGGCGUAUACACGGGAUGUGUUGGUGUAAGAAAGAAUUACCGGUAUGUCCAAUGGCAAUGGAAAGUUGAGAAGUGUAUGCAACAAAUGUGUGCAGGAGAGACGGAGAUGUUCUGUUAAGGAAUAAUACACUAGAAGAUGAGUUACACACAAGGGUUGCUUUGCUACUCAAAACAAAACUUACAUCAAUAUCACCACCAUAUAUGUUAGGAGUAUGGGGUAGUUCACUAAAAUCUGCAUUCCUUUACUAAUGUCCUCCAAGAAUGCACUUCCACGCUCAACAAUAGGGUUGCAAGGCUGUACUCUAGGGAACAUUUCAGGGGGCCCUUCGGGCUCCCCAAGCAUUUUAGCUGGGGUGCCCGGGCCUCCAAGUUGGUCGCCCAAAUUAAUAAAUCAUUGAGCUUAUUAAAAAUUAAACAAAUUAUUUUCUUAACAAUACAAGCAGAAUUUUGUGAAUAUUUUUUUCAUGAAAAAUUACAUCCCUUUGACCUCCUAUCCUGAGCGUGCGAAAAAAAAUAUCCGCAUGUUGUCACAUGAAAGUAAGUUUUCGCGCCAUAUGAAAAAUAUGGGCAACAUCGCCGAAUAUUUCAUGUUUUUUAAAUGGAAAAGUAACAUUCUGGUCUGUUUAUGUAUUUUUUAUAAAAAAAAAUUGGGGUCAAAAAUAAGGACACUAUUCUCUCUACUUAUCAGUUUGAUUUACGUUGAAAAGAAAAUUCGCUUAUUAAGAUCUACUGAGAUCCCGUGGCGCUUUCCAGGAAAACUGUUAUGAUUUCAACGAAACCGCGGCGCCCCUGGGGGUGUCAUCAAAAUAGGUCAUCAAAAAAUGAAUUGCCCCAUUGAAUGAACAACACUUUACUUUUCACCUACAGUACAAAUAUCCUGGUACGUUUGCUAACCGUAAAUAUGAACAACUCUCUUACCCCAAAAAUCCGAAAAUGCGCGACCCCAUUCUAGUAACUCUUUUGAAAAUGCAACCCCACAAUAGUCAAUCCAGUCGUGAAAAUGCAACUUCAUCCAGCGGCACAUCCCCAUUAGCCUCUUAUACGGUCUUUGAAGGGCAACACGAUUCUGAUUGGGGCUUCUCUUUUAUCAGCCACUUGGGUGUGUGAAUCCUCGGACACUUUGGAUUCAAUGAAUUGGCGAAUGGUUGACUGCACAAGGUCGUCUGGAUAGCGCAGUCGGGAGAAGAUCUCUUUAAGGCGUUCACAUUCCUCGUGAAAAAAACUUCCACGCAGACGAGAGUUUAAACGCACGGUUAAGCAUGGUGUUCAGGAGUGACCGUUUGUAUCUGGCGUCAACGUGACUGUGGUAGUGUAGCAGAAGUCCAGUGUCCGUUGGUUUUCUGUAAACCGUGGUGUCUAGGCGGCAACCAUUCCUUAUAACAUUCAUUCCGAGAAAGGGAAGCAAAUCAGCAAACGUAGUACGUAAACAGCUGGCUGACCUGAGUAGGAAGAUCAACGCAGACAUCAGCCCAGUUUACACAAGUAGGAAGAUCAAAGAUGAAAUUAAGGUCAAGGAAGACAAGCCGCCUCUUGUGAGUCAACAAUGCGUGGUGUAUUCUUUCCAGUGUAGCCUGUGUGAUGCAGGCUAUGUCGGCUACAGGUGCCGACACCUACACCAACGAAUUGAAGAACACAAAGGAUCGGCAAUCGGAAACCACCUCGGAGAGCAGCAUGAUAUGGAGCCUGAAGACAUCGCACAAAGUUUUAGAAUCUUAAGAAAGUGUCAGAACAAAUUUGACUGCCUUAUUUUUGAAAUGUUUUUUAUCCAAGAACUGAAACCGACGCUUAACAAACAGUGCGAUUCAAUUCGCGCCAAAUUAUUUGUUUAGAGUAGUUCUUGUUAACAUUGUUUUAUUUCCAUUGUUUUUUGACUUUAUAAAUAUUUUUAGCACUUUUUACAUUUUUACAUAUUUUAUCACAUUUUAGCGUUCACCACAUUUUUAUCUAUUAUAACUUGUUUUUAACUUAUUUAUGCUAAUUUAGAGAACUUUUAUACACUUGAAAAUGACCUCGGAGAGGUCGAAACGUCGUGAUUUUUUAUCGCUAAUAUUUAUCUCAAAAUCGAUUUCUAAGAAACUACUUAUUAAGAUUUUUCGAGGAAGAAAGAAUUAUUAUUUUGGCUUCCCCGGGGUUUGAACCGACUCACCUGUGUGACCCGUCAGGUCAGAGGAGACUCUAAGUUGAGGGAUUAGCCGAUUGCGCUACUGCGACCCAAGGUAGUUUGGGAUAUGAAAAAUAGUUAUGAAAUUAUGCAGUAGUUUCGGGACAAGAUUGGGCGUGCAAGUUCGCGACUUUUCGGCUUGUUUCGGCUAUUUCACGAAAUGAAACCGCACUACUUUGUGAUAUCUAGAGAUCACUUCGAGUUUAGUCUUUGAUUUACUCGAGGAAUAAAUAGAGAAUAUUACGUGGCCGCGCAGAGACACGAAAUUUCUCUUCGAGUGUUGAAAAACAUUUCACGAGUGAGCCCUCCUUUCGAACUGCUUUAUGAUGAAUUUAAAGUUACAAAAUGCUGCACAAAGACAUUUUGUCUUUGUUGAGUGUUACGUAGUAAAAUUGCUUUCAUGCGUUGCGCGACUUUCUCGAACGUUCUCUACUUUUUUGGAUUAUUCAUGAAUAAUUGAUUAGGGCAUGUUUACAUUUCAGCAUGAGUCAGCAGAUUUGCAUCAGUUACUGAAAUCAUAAAAUAUGUCGAAAAGCUACUACUAUUCGCCCGUUUAGUAUUUUCUAGAACGUUAUGUCAAACGGUAUACAAGUUCCAAGCGAGGUCUUUUGACGAACUAAGUUUUUUUCUCACGAGCUGGACUGCUGUGUUUAGUCAAGUAUGACGAAGGCCGAUUUUCAAGUUUUGUGUUUACAAGUUGGCGGAAGCCGUAAGAUAUCUGAAGUUCAAGUGAAAGUUUGUUAUUAUUGGUAGCGGCUGUUUAGUUGUACUUAAGUUCAAGUCAAGUUUGUGAUGGCGGAUGCUGUGUUUUAUAGCUCUGAAAAGGCUAUGUUCCUUUGGUAUUAAACUUCCUUGUGUUAAUCCGACAUUCCUGCGUGCUGAUGGUCAGUGAAUAAUUAUGUCCUCAAAAUAUUCGAACUCGUAACAGCCAAUUCCAUGCUCAACGUAAUUGACUCCUUACCCAUGCCUUACUUAUCUUUAAUCAGUACAUGAGACUGCUAUGCUGUUUUUGAAGCCUGAUGUGACUAAGAAUGAGAACUCUUUUUUCACUGUUUGUUUUGUUAGACUUGUUAUUCACCGCCAGUAACCACCUCAUAUUUGACUUAGGUCUAAACUUUUAGACCCAAGUCAAAUUUAGAAGGAUUUGUAUGGAGUCAUCAGAGCAUAACUGGGCUAAUAUCUCAGAGACAAUUUGUCCCGAAAUGCUAGUUUUUGGCAAGUAGGCCUCUUGGAUGUUGCUCUUUUCAGAAUAUCCUGACAAAUCCCAUAAUUUCACAAAUUAACACCUUACUCUUACCAUAUUUCAUUUCUUACUAUUCCUCCGCGUUUACAAUUAAUCAGUUCCACAACCACGACGCCGAAGUGUACGCUCCGUAGCGUCUUGUCUUUUCAUAUUAUGGGUGAAAUGCUCAGGACAAAUGAGCUUUUGUGGAUCCGGUUAGCUUUUGCGUAUUUAUUUUUAGUACGUGAUACGUAAUGCCUUGGCACGACUCGAAAGACUGCGGGAUUUUAUAGACUUAUACCCGAUUCUGAAACAAUCACAAUAAUAGUCGUCUCUUUUCUUUUUUAUACAUCGUAUUUUACUGGAAUAACAAUGUUAGUUAUGUUUUAGCCUCGCAGACACAGCAGUGAAAAAAAAAGGUAAAAAUAUUUUAAUUAACAAAUAGCGACUUCCGUGUUUAUUCAGCGAUUUCUCAAAAUACAAAACUAUUGUUUUGCGUCGCCGACCGUAGUUUACGCCUGUCAGAGCAAACGUAACAAUUUGUUUAGAAAAACUAAUGAACCAUCCUAAUUUGAAGAAAAAAUUUCUAUGUUAUUAUGAAAAGCUGUUACUAUCGAAAACUGUGCUGCUUGUCACGUUCAUAGUCAAGGAUUAUGUUACAUGUGAAUUCACGUGAAACGACCUGUGAACAUCAACGCCUGCCCGCUGCCCGAUUUAACAACAUUUUCUUAAAGCUUUUUGAUAGACAUGCUACAUAUUGCUACUUACAAGUCGACCUCAAGAGUUUCUUAGCGAGCGGAGCGUUCUUUUUUAGGCCGCGAAGCCACCGAGCGAGCUACGAUUUCCCAAGUAAUAAAUUCUAGACAUUCUUAGCUUUUUGACUGUAAAUCAACAGAAUCAAGAAACCAACACCAGCAAGUCGCUCGGCUGGGGCACCUAGACAAUAUUUUUAGUCGCCCGGGGUCCACGUGAUUUGAAGUUGCAGCCAAUAAAAAUCUCACAAUUUUUCGGGAAGGGCACGAAUACGGGAAAGUUAAAAAAACAAGGCAAGUUUUGACUCCCAAGACGACGAAAGGAAUGCGCUCCCGAAUUUAAGACCCUGGCUGACUACGUCAUCCCGCGUAAAAAAUAAAAAUUAAAAAAUAUGGCGUAGGGACCUCAAUCCGACGGUCAAAGGUCACUCUCCUAUUUAGUAUGACCUGAGUUAGUGUUGAUUUCUUCAUGCUCAGUUGCCACAUUUGGCCUGCUUUUCUAACCCUAAUUCCUCCUUCUUUAACAUGUCGCAAUCCCUUUGAGACAUUUUUCAGACCGUUGCAACCCCAUUCUAGUAGUCACAACUGGGGAAAGUAUGAGAAUUCCCGGUUCAACUCCGACCCUUCCCGUUAUUUAUAGAAAAUUCAGUCACCCGAAACAAGCCGUGCACACGAAAUCAAGUCGCCUUGAACUGAGUGAAGAAAAUUUCGAUAAGGAGUUGAGUAGAAUUACAUUUUACGAUUAUGUCAUAUGUCCCAAGCUUUCAUUAUAGUUACAGAUAUGAAAUAAUCUUAUCCGGAUAAUGUACGCAGCUAAUUAAUCGAUUCUGUACAGCAAAGAAAAAACUGGCCGGAUAUUGGGCACCUGACAUCAAUACUUAGUGAAUGUUUCUGGCCUCCGUUAUUCCAAACAAAUUGAAUAUCAAGAAGAAUUCAUAAAUUUUCUGAGAACUUAACUUCUUUAAGUAUCUUCACUUUAAAAUAAAACAGUUUCUUUGAAAAUAUCACAUAUUGCCAACCCAUUUCUGAACAGCUCUAGUUUUGCUGCGCAGUAAACAGAGCAUAAAUACUAGCCAUGAAAUUAAAGUGUACUAACCUGAACAGAACGGCGCCUUCUGCAACUGUUUCGCAAGCUGUAAACUCGCCAAAAGCUGCAACUAAAAGCUGAAAUGUUCAGCUUUCAUUCGAAAUACUUUGUUACCGAGAACUGAAAAGGGCGCCUCAGAAACUGAGUUUUUGUUUUAAGUGGCCGGAUACUGGCCGGAUACUGGUAUCAAGCCCCCCAUUACUUCCGUUCCAUUAGGUCAAGAACGAAUGUUCUUAUGAUGUUUCUCAUACGUUUCUCUUUUUGUGUGUGCCAGUAAAAGAUUUGUUAUCUAAAAUAGUAUGAUGUUGUGCUUCAUGUUCUUGUCUUCAUAUUAAAAACAUCUUAAAUGUAUUUUAUUUAUGAUUUUGAAAAGUAAUGUUUGAAUUUUGUUACCUUUUCUGAUAGGGAUGCAUUACUUUUGUCUCUUAUAGUGUACUCAAGACAAGCAUAUGUAUGACUGAAAGUGGCAGCAAUGACUAUGCCCCAUGUUGGGGAUGAUGAUCUGUAUCAUUAUAUGCACGAAAUUAUAGAGAAAGAAUUUCCGAAGGCAUUACGUCAAGCCCUCAAAACUUUAUGGGAUAACAAAUAUGCACUUAUAUAUGGACCCUUUGAUAGCGCUUGUCAUCGGUUCAGGCUCUUUCAUGCUCUUAACUCGAACACGUUGAUAUGGCUUUUCCCGAAUCAAGUUUCCUCUGCCUUUCAACGUCCUUCAAAUCCAGUUUCUUCGAUAUCAUUCGAAGACUUGGAUCUUGUUGAAUUGAAAAAUGUUAUACUAGACGACGUUUUUCCCGGGCGGAACCCUUAUCUUUCAUUCGACAUCCCGUGGAAAUUGUUUUCAAGGAACCCAGAGAUACCAGACGUAGACAAAAGAUUGUUUGCUACUGCUAUUGAUCAACUGAGGGCUAUAAAAGCAGAACAUGUUAAUGGCAAGGGAAUCAUGAACCCUCAAUUAUUAAAGCGACAAUUAGCACAGGCAAGAGGGGUAUUUGCGGCCUUUAACGUCACUCUGAAUGACUCAAAGAAUACAUUUGAUUUUUCAGCAGCUGGACUACAGAAUUUAAUGUCAGGUAAGUACGUGUACUAUUCUGCACUUGCCCUUGUUAUUCUGUAAGCAUGAACAUUAAUUUUUAUAACAUGACAAAAGUAGAGCGUGCGCUCUGAUUGGUCGGUUAGCCAUGUACCAUUUGCCCAUUGGUGCAUGCUAACGAAAAGCUAGCUUGGUGAAAUUGAGGCAAAUUGAGCAAAUAUCCUCACUAAACAGUCUUAUGAGUCAAAAAUAUGCACCCGGUAAAGUAUACAAAUGACAAGUAAAACUUGAAAAGUUACUUUGUUGUCGCUUUGAGGGAAAAUGAAAAAGUCAAGCAACAAAUUUUCCUUGGUAGAUUUCAUCCUUGUUUAUCUAGCCUGCGUGGCCGGCGUUGAAAGGGGAAGGGGAAGGGGGAAUUUGGGCGCGCGCGCCGGCCACGCAGGCUAUUGUUUAUCCUGCGCGGCGGAGAGCUCAGGAGAAUAGCGAAAUGUGCGAAGUUUUUAAAGGUUUUAACGCCCGGUAAUUGAAGUACAUUUUGUACGUUAUACUAGAGAAAAUUACGUUUUGAAAUGGGUAUGCAUCAAUUAGAAUUGUGUUCUUACUUUUUCAGUCAAGUUGAUGUUAAAUUCAAGCAAAUAUUUUAGGAUACGUGCCCAGAUUCGAGACAGCUUUGUUGUGUAGCUUUGGUUCAAUUUUAGCUGAGAGUAGGAACACAUGACGCUGGAAUGGUAGUGCCAAUAAAUUUUUCAAAAAAAAGACUUCUCUGAUUAUUAUAUUGUUCGGAUCCGAGAUCACUCGGAUCAUGGUAGAUCAAAUGAACCGAUGAAUCCUUGUCCGGAGUGGAUUCAUUGGUUCAUUUGAUCUACCAUGAUCCGAGUGAUCUCAGAUCACUGAUCCUGAUCCGAAUCAUCCCAAAGGAACGAACCGUUUAUCCAUAACAGUUGAAAGCACGGUCGUAAGACAACAGCAUCUAAAUUGUUCACGAAUCGCUUUAGCGCACUUUUUGUAGGCAAAUUUUUGCAAUUUUGACUUUCAGCUCCGUUCCCCUGGACAAAUUUCGAUUCGAAGCUAUUGUAAUUAAUUUCUUUUGAAAACUAGCGUUAUUACCUUUUAUUCUAAAGGGGAUACAGUAAUUUUUCUUAUUUCUACUUUAAUUUUACUGCGUAACGUAUUUGUUACGCAAUUCAUAAAUUACCGUAUUCUAAGUCGCACAGUUUUUGAGUUGCUGUUUAUCGCUGCAGCUACGUACUGUUUUCCUCGUAGCAUUUGCCCUAACAUCAAGGUAACAUCAAGAGCAAGUAGACAGACGCCAUUCACAUUAACGACGAAAAACGUUUUGCAAUUUACCUUAAGACGGAGAACAGUUAAUUUGGCGAAGAAAAACGUUAAAUGCAAGUUUCAGACGUUUUUGAAAGGCAUGAUGUGUUUUCACACUAGCAGAUGACAGUAUUCAUGUUUUCUCUUUUGAUUAUGUUGUAAAAGAAAUUAGAAGACGUUGCAGCUGUGCAACAAUCGAGUUAUGAAUGCACUUGGAAGGUUCGCACUCUUACGCUUCUUUCGUGCUUAGCCACCUGUUGCGUGGCCAUAACUCGAUGGGUGUACGCUGCACGUUUACCAUUUCUUAAUGGGUCUUAAUUGGUUGUCUUUUGUUGCGGUCAGAUUAUAACAACUGCAACAAAAUACUAAACUGUUCUGGAUGACAGAGAUUAAAUCCGCUCUACAUGUUCAAAGGUACUACCAAAGAUAGAACUCCUCUAUAACAAGUUGCAUCAAGUAACUUACAUUGCCAUUAGUGAUAUGUCGCUGGAGUUUUGAAAACAUGACUGCGUAUGUCCUUGUUAUUCCAACAGUUACUGUCUAUGAAUCACGAGUAAUUUCCUUAAAAACAAAUGACGCUUUGGUAGAUUUUAUUCCAAACCAAUAAAACUCCAACAGUAACGGGCUUGAAAACCGAUACACUAGCCAAGCAAGCUAUUCUCACCGGUGAAAACACGCACAAAAACCUAAAUUAGCAUCAAUGCACUACCUGACAGUCAGAGCGUGGCCUGAGAGAAUACACGGCAUACCUUGUCCCUCAGUUUAAAGAGCAGCCUGCUUAAUUAUUCAGCUAGUUCUUGUAGAGUUUAGGUCACGGCACCCUCGAUAGCAGUUCUCGCCCCUCCCUCUGCCGCAGCUAUGGGACAUAACUCGUGUUCUCUCCUGGUUCACCAACUCGCAAAGCCUCGGGCCGAUUCUCCCAUAUCUUAUGCAUUUAGGCUCAUUUGGCUUUGUGUGCGGGUGUUCCGGGUGAGAACAUGUAAAUAUUCGGACUUCAAAACCGAAUGCUUCAACAAAGUUUCAAUUCUCUCAAGAGCACGCUGUCAUCAAAAUCUGUUCUCAAUCAAAAAACUACUCAGUUCAAAUGUCACAUAAUCACGUGCUCCAAACGUGAUCGCCUACAUGUAAGUCUAAAAAUGUCAUGCACGACGACACACUCCCCCCUUGACUAGUCGAAUCACUGGUCAGUACAGUCAGCGUUUUGAUCUGCAAGACGCGUAGGUCGCCUGACUCCUUCAAUCCUCUGCUCCUCCUGGGGUUGUUUAACGUCAAUCAGGUACUCCAAGGGAAACAGCCUUUGAAUUGGCCUCUUCAUAGUGGCAGGUCUUCUACUCUUACUGAUAACCUUGACUACAGCAGCUCUAACGCAAUCGUCUCCACCAAGGAUCAACUGCUCUACUUGGCCAAGCUUCCACUGCUACGGAGCAGAUUGUCUUCGAAAACGGUAACAACAUCUCUCACAGAUACAGCAAUGCUGAAUCUAGGUCUGGUUUUCUGCCGAUGCAGGUUCCUUAACUCUGUAACAUACUCUCUGCUCCAGCGCCUCCAAAAUUGCUCCAGUAGUAAUCCCAGGUAUUUUCGUCUCUUUGGGAGAUCCUCCGACGACACUGUAUGGUCAACUGAGGCUUUUCGAUUUCCUGUCACCUCCGGCAGUGAUAAUAUUCGUUUUCCGAACAUCAAGUGACUUGGUGUCAACGGUUCUUCAGGAUCAUCUGACGAUAUGUAAGUUCAGGGUCUAGAGUUAAGAGUUCCCUCAACCUCGACUAGAACAGUGCGCAACUCAUCGUAGUUUAGCCUAGCAUUCCUAAGUGUCUUCCGCAAACGUCUCUUUGUAUUCUAAAUUAAUCGCUCAGAAAAGCCACCCCACCAGGGAGCUCGGUCCACAUUAAAUCUCCAGUCCAUCCUUUUACUGGCCACGAAUUUCUUGACUCUUGGGUAAGAAAAUAACUCACUCAAAGUUUUAGCUGCAGUUUUAAACGUUUUGGCAUUGUCUGAGAUAAUCAGUUCUGGUAAACCUCUUAUGACUCUGAAUAUCCCCAGGCAACGAAUAAACACAUCAACUGACAGGUCCAAAGCAAGCUCCAAAUGUACUUCUCUCGUGAAACAGCAGGUGAACAGGAGAACAUACACCUUCUGUAACUCUGACUGUCCUGACACCUUAAUUUACAAAGGUCCAGCAUAAUCUACGCCGACAUAAGUGAAGGCAGGUUUUCUGGCUAAAUCUAAACUCGGGCAACUCACUAUGAGUAGGCUUUCUGUAACUUUCCCCUUCAUAUCUGCGACAAACUGUAUACUAGCUAGCUAGUGUUUUUUUUUUAAACAAACUGUCGUCCCUUGAAAAUCCAAACUCUGCUCCUCAACUGGGCUAGUGUAGCUUCUAUCUUGUUGUGAUGUACCCUUUCAUGAGCGUCUCUCACCAACAGAGUUGAAAGAUAAUGAUUCUUUGGCAGUAAGGCCGGGAACCUCGUCUCAUGGGGUAAAUCGGCAUCAGCAAUUCUCCCCUUACAUCUAAGUACUCCACAACUGUCUUUGUGCAAACCAAAGUCUCGCUCUAGUUGACUGUAAUUUGCUUGGGACUUUAAUUCUUUCUGGACUCUCCUUAACCUCCUCAGUUCAACAUUUCCAAUUUCUUCUGCACUGAUCUCUCCCAACUAAACAGUUCCUUAUUUCAGUAACUUGGCCUUGAUUUUAAAAAUUUUUCACAAAGCGCAACACCAAGGCUGUAAUACGAAACAGCUUGUCACAGGAGCUGAAAUCUGUACUUGGAAUUAAAAGUGUCUAUACUGGGUGUCCCAUUUUUAGUUAACAAUACUGCUUCACCCGCAGCCUCGAUAGCUUGGCCUUUCUUCAGCUCUAAGCAACACUCCUCGGUAAUUAUUUUAAAACAUUCUUUAAAACUGGGCCAGUUUUUCAUGGGCUUUGACAGCCACGAUGGUCCUUUCCAACGAAGCACAUUACCCUUUAACUUGGCGGCACCUUCUCCGCGAGAUCGUAUGUCUGCCGGGUUUUCAACAUCUCGGCAAUGGUUUCACAUUCUCUGUUCAGCUAAAGACAAGAUUUUGUUAACACGAUUUUGGACAAACUGCUUCUACUCCUUCCAACCCUUUAUCGAGCAGAUUGCAGUCUGCUGUCCAACCACAAGUGUGUCUUGUCAAUUGCAAUCUGUUGCGCCAAGGCCUCUUUAACUGAGGACACCAAUCUUACUAAGAUGACCCCAGACAGUAACUCGAGUCUAGGGAUUGACUGCCUUGUCAGCAGUGCCACUCUGGUUUUGGAUUACAACAAAACAGGAAAAUAAUCACCUCUCACUUCAAGAACCAAUUUGCAGCACAAUAUGCUUUCUCUGAAGCGUUCCUAAACCCAUGAAUAGAAUACGACGUAACACCUUCCUCUAAUCCAGCAUACACACACCUCGGCAUUAGUACCUGCUGCACAUCUUUUAAGUUCCUGAAGCCACCUGUUCCACUGUUUCCGGGAAGACUCUGGGAAUGGUGCAUCCCACUCAAACUUCUCCUGACAAAAAGACUGAAACAAAACGUUCGUUUCCACCGGCGUUGGACCAAGUACUCCAAGGGGGUCCGAAAAACUUGAAGUAAUCUUUAACAAAUUGCUCCUGGUCGGUUACAAACUUUCUGCAAGUCUCAGUAAGGCUUCGAAUUUGAAAAUGGAACUCAUCAGUAACACAGUCCCAGUAAAGGUGGUCCGAACCUAUUUAUAUGCGAGUUGGUUAUGUUUUUAAAUAUAGUUUUUCGGCAGAAAUAAUUUCACCUAUUUCUGUGAUUUUGGCAACUUUAAUAAAGAAUGGUGAAACUUUUAGCAUUGAGACUUGGACUAUCGUUGCUGGGCUUUGACGACGCAGCAAAAACAACACGAAGUUUAGUUGCAAGGGCCUCCCUGAAUAACACCCCAUUAUGAGGUAAAUAAUACGCCCUUCCAACAUCAGGACGCUUGGCACUGUUUUCUUGCUCAAUUAUACCACUCUGCAACUGAUCUUGUAAGAUGGAGUCAUAGUCUACAAAAAUCUCUGGAUCCCUUUUAAGACGUUUAAGCUGCGAAGCCAAUCUUGCAACACAGUUCUUAAAAUUAUCUGGUAACAGCCGAUGUUGCUCCUUCCAAGGUAAGUGGACAAAAUACUUGCAAUCUUCAAAGUUCAAAUUCUCUUCAAAGGUUUCACGAACAGUAUCCUUAUGUCGUAUGCCAACAGAAUCCAAAUCCCAUACUUGCAGCGUAUCUUUAACAACUCUUGACUCCGUUCUCAGGGCACACAUCAGCAAGUUCAAUGUCUUUUAAGCUAGGAUACUUCUUAACUCAUUCCAAAUAUUGGCCUUGUAAAUCGUUACAAAUCUGACGAGAGACUGCAAAUGCAUUCAGUGUUAUUUUUAAGUCUGUUUCUGAUUUGGUUAUAGAAAGUUCGACCAGGUUGACAGCUUCCAGCUCUUGUUUUUGAUCCCUAAAUGUUGCAAUUUUCAGUCUUUCUGCCUUGACAGGUCUUAAUUUCAAGGCAUUUACUACCUUAUCAAAAAUCGCACUUACAGUGAGACUAUGAGAUUGUUCAUUCCAAGGGAUUGAGACAUUUACCUGAGCCGUUUGUAAGAAAACAUGCAUCCCAGAACUUAUGAUCAUGAGUAACGCGGGUGAGUCUCUGCGAUUAUUACUGCUGUCUCCAAUACUACUAUUACAAACUGCCAAAUGAUGACAGCCAUUGUACCUAAAGCACUGGAUUUUGGUGUCACAGUUACGGGCUAGGUGCCCCCCACGACGCAAGCAAUUAUAACACCUCCCUUGUUUCUUCAGAAUUUCUCUUCUUCCAUCAAGAUUUGUCACAGCUUGGUACUCAGACGCUCGGUGAUUUCCAUUGCAAAAGAAACAGUUUAACUCCCCCUGACUUCUAGUUAACAAUGCCCUGCCAGUCUAUCCAUUCCCUGAGUUAAACGAUUUCUUUGAGGGGAUUUUUUUGCUCCACAGAUUUAUUCAAACAACCCCUUUCACGGGCCUCACUUAAGGUUUACAGAAGUUAGCUCCCAGUUAUCCUUAUGUUCCCUGCUGACUAUCAAUCGAAACUCUUCCGGUAAUUUCUCUAUAGGUAUUAAAAGAGUUCCAUACUGUGAAGAAUCAAUUUCCACAGCUUGUAAACCUCUAACCUGAAUAUCCAAAUUAUUGAGAACAGCUCAGAUUUCCUUAACGUUAGGCGUUGCAUUUACUGGUUGUAGUUUAAGUCACGCUUCCAUGUGAGAACUAAUAAUUAUCUGCUUGUUUCCAAAUCAUUCGGUUAAGAUUUCAAUAGCCUCCGUAUAGUUCCGUUAAAUUACUGGUAAUUUAGGGCUGGGACAUGUAAAAAAGGCUUCGAAGAUAACUAAACUUGUCAACAUUUGUCAGCAAAGCGUUUCCAUAUACCGCAGAUGAAAACGAUUCGUCGAUUACAGUUAAAGUCGAUUCUUCCAAAGCCUUUAAGGUCGCUAAUUUGUCAUUGAGCGUAAUAGUUAUCCGUUUUACCUUUUCUUUACUUUAGUGGUAUUAGACCCAUCGUAAUUCAUGAGAAGUUUAUCAACUGUUUCAAGAACUUUCCUUGUGUAUUAGCGAUGCCCUGCACGUAUUUUCAGGUUCUUCGCUAGUUUUCCAGGCAUAAUACUGAGCUAGUUCUCACUACAAAUCCCGCUCUUGGGACCAAAUUAAAUAUAGUAGAUUUUAUUCGAAACCAAUAGAACUCCAACAGUAACGGGCUUCAAAACCGAUACACUGGCCAAACUAUUCGGACUUCAAAUCCGAACACUAGUCUUAGACAAAAUUACAAUUCUCUCAAAAGCGUGCUAUCAUCAAAAUCUAUUCUCAGUCAAAAAACUACUCAGUUCAAAUUAGGCUCACCUACAUAAUUCCCGAAAUGUGACUUCAAAUUCUUUCCGGAAUUUCCCCGAAAAAAGGGUCUAAAUUCUUUUAGAAAUGUCUAAAAUUCUCCAAAAGCUCUCCAAAGUUCCCAAAAAUUUUUCAAAAAAUUUGGGUUUCUUUUGAGAUAGCAAGGGCCCCUUUUGGUGAAUAACCGCUAUUACGUUGUAGUACAGAUGACUCUGACGAAAAACCGCUGAUUUGUUGUGCUCAGAGGACAGUGCUCUAGACACUGCUGUAGCUUGUGAGCGGACGAAGCCCUCGUCUCUUGGUAGGUAAGCAAAAACGUUUUCUCGACGUUUUUGCCUAUGAAAUGUUGCCAAAAUGUCAGGUGAAUAUUCAAAUUCUUCAGUUUUUCAUUUUCUUUCUAACCUUCCCGAGAUUUUUUAAAAUUGUUUUUGAUAUCUAAAAUCCUCCCCCCCCCCCCCAAAAAAAAAAAACUAAGCCUAGUUCAAAUGUCACAUGAUCACGUUCUCCAAACGUGAUCGCCUACAUGUAAGUCCAAUUUGUCUUGGAGACGCAAUUUAACAGGAAAACUCCGUGACAGAUGCAGAAUAGCAAACGCAAAAACGCAGGAUUCAGUUCAUGUACACCCCAUGUGACUUGCUCAAAGCGUUAAUAGAUGGGUGGAGAGCAUGGCGAGUAAUGGGUGGUUGGAGGCCAUUAUCACGACAAAAUUAUCAGUUCGUCUGGUCAGGGGAAGUGUACAUUUUUAUCUUAGAAAAGUCCUCGCACAUAAGGGACUUCUCGCAGAGCAAUAGAAGGAAAAAUAUCUCUUUAAUUAGUCGUGGCUCAUACUGGGACUCGUCAACCUGAACAUAUCUCGCAUUUGAACGAAAAAAAACUCAGAAGACAACUGUGAAACCUCAAAUGCUAAGAGGCGCGCCCUAAACACACAUACUGGACAUUUUACGGGGAUAAUCUCCAAGCAUUUUCACUUCUCUGUUGUUCUAGAGUUACAGUGAAGCUUAAAUUUGAUAUGCUUAUAUGUAACCCUUUGAAUACCGAAUUUAGGUGGCGAAAAAGAAAACGCAUUUUCUUUCCAACAUCUCCUUUUCGCAUCGGUUUUCCGCCAGUACAGUAGUUACCAUGGAAAUGGCUAAAAAUGAAAUCUUCAGUUAUUGUUUGUUUUGUUUUUGAAAUGGAAAUUGUUGGUUAUGCUGACAUCUGUUUAUAAAUGGUCUGUCUUGUUUUAUUAUUUUUAUUAUUUUUUUUAAUUUCAGAAAGGAGUGCAAUGCAGUCGCUUGAACCCCUGUCCCGUUUUUCAGAGCAUAGUAAGUGAGUCGCUCCUAUAUGUGAAGGGGCUACUUUUGCUUGAAGAAUAACCACUACCAGCCUUUCGCGCACUUGGAAUUUAUUUCUACUUGACAAAAGGAAAUUGAAUCGUGGCGUCCGAAUGUGUCGUCGAAAUAGUCAACUGAAAAUUAAAUCAAUAUUUAAUACAAGAAAAGGUUACUAUACAAAUCAAUUUUUGUUGAAGCGAUGACAGGCAAAUUUUAACUUACAAUUUGUGUAUGCGGCUUUAAAGUAUGCUUCACAACUUGGAUUCCUGAUCGGUGACACUUGGAAAUGUAAGUUACAUAACGAAUAUGCUUCUAUUAAACUAGUUAUAGCUAUCGCUAAGUACCAACGAGCAAAGAUGUUACCUAUACGCGCGCGCUGUUAAAUUUGUUUAGAAAUGUCACGAAAUACAGUAAUUGACGAAAAAUAAAUCUAACUUAAUUCGAUUGCAUUGAAAUAGUGCAAACGUAACGCAAGGGGCACACAUACACCAACCCACGGCCAGACCAGUACGUCACGCAUGUGCACAGCCAUAUCACGCGGGCAGUGACAGCCACAGACAGCUGUUUCGCCCAUGUUGGGUCCCACCGGCGUGUCAUAGCUGUUGGGUUAAUGAAUAGGGAAGAGGAGAACCCGCGUCUCAAAAAUCCCAUACUGCCGAGGUGUGUGCAAAGAAGUCUAUUAAGCGCCAGCUCCACACAACACAUGUGGGAGCUGUUGGUUGGGAACUGCACAGCAGUUCUACCACGACAUGCGCGGGGAAGGUGGAUCACGAGUUACCAGUAAAAGCAAGGGGCACACAUACACCAACCCACGGCCUGUUCAUAACCUCAGGCAUGCGCACAGCCAUAUCACGCGAGUAGUGGCAGCCAUGGAAACCUGUUUCGACCUUAUCAGUUGCCGAGGAAAACCCGUGUAUUUUUUUUUGUUUCGAGGAGGGCAUACAUGACAGAGUGCAAUGCCAAGUCACCGAUUUAACAACAAAGAACACAGACACAGCACUGUACGACACCAUAGUAUACAUUACAGGUUAACAUGCCUCCGGAUGUGUGCACAAGCACACCAAAAGUCGCCGGGGUAAUGAGCCCCGCCACCCCUUACACAAGUACGUUACUGGACAAGCCCGACAGAGGGCAAAACAGCACAAGCGGCCAAGUUAAAAGACACGAGAGGCGAUAGCUAAGCACCAACUAACAACAGACACAAGACCGGGAAGGACUCCACGAAGCUGAUGGCGCGCUAUGAGAUGGAGAAAAAGGGCCAGGCAACAACGCAGGGGACCAACAUCCAAAAAAAACCAACAAAGAAACAAGGGCUAACGGCAAACGACAAUCUGGGAGAAACCCUACGAGGCUGAUGGCGCUCUAUAUGGUGAAAUAAAAGGGCCAGGUAGAAACGCAGGGGGCCAACACUCAGCAAACAACAAACAGAGCUUAUAAGUGAACUACUAAACGACCAUCAACAACAGACGCAACGACACCACGCGCACCCCACUGGCGGACAAAAAAGCGACGGAGACGAGCAGAAAGAGAGCGUUUAAAAAACAGCGGAAGAUAGAAACGGACGCGGACCCGAACCUUUGCCAGUACAUCAGCGGCGAUUGGAGCAACAUCACGAAAACGAUAAUCGUUACAGGCCUGCGACAAGAAAAACGUACAGACAUUCAGCAUGUAAACAAAGAUGCAAGGGACGCAGAAGAACUCAUCCUGGUUAAAGCCAAAUAGAACGUGACGGCAUGCUAGGGACGGAACAAGAGCAGAACAACGAAGCAGAAGAGCUUGUAACCAGGACAAAAUAGACUGUGCAAGGGGGCAGUAGAAAAACAGGUGGUCAAGGGUCUCUAAAACUGCAGGACUACAGAAGCAGGCGAGCGGGAAAUCUACCAUGCCAAAGAUAAUCACCAGACGAUGGGCCGUGCGGAGAACUCCAUGCGACAUUACCCAUGCCAGAUCAGUCACAGGGCGGUCCACAGGGAACCGAAACAGCUGGUCCCAUGUAGAAUGUUAGUGCAAAGCCCCCAAAACAGGGGCGAAAUGACAAACACAAUUUGGAGUGGUUGGCUAUAAGAAGAGAGUACACCGACUUGGUGGUAGGUUCGGCAACCGCAAUAGGAGACUCACAAGAGAAAGAACCCACGACUUAGGACUCCCGAGUGACCGAGAAAGAACCCUCGGCAGCGACCCAUGCGGAGAGAAGGCCGCGAUAAAACGGAGGCAAAGACGAUAGAUCAUAAAGGUAACGGCGUGAGAGAACCACACCUGGCAAAGAACCGAAGGCUUUGCGGCAAUAAUAGAACAAGAAUUGCAUCCUGCAUGAAAAAGAAGUAACAAAACGUCUAACCCACUGGACAUGGAGAGCCCAAACCUUAAACUGGACAGACACUACUCCAAAACCACCAGAACCAUGAGGUUGGACGACAACGUGAGCUCCCCCUCCCCCCCUCCCGGAAUUAUGUAGCAAAAACCUAGUUCAAAUGUCACACGAUCGCAUGCCCCAAACGUGAGCCAGAAAUGUCACGCACGACGCAAUGUAUUAGAAAAACUCCGGGACAGACGCAGAACAGCAAACACAACGACGCAGGAUUGAAUUCAUGCACCCCCAUGUGACUUGCUCAAAGCAUUAAUAAUUGGGUCUAGAACAUGGCGAGUGAUAGGUGGUUUUAGGCCAUUAUCACGACAAAAUUUUCCGUUCCUUUGGUCAGGGGAAGUGUACAUUUGACAUAGAAAAGUCCUCGCACAUAAGAGACUUCUCGCACAGCAGUAGAAGGGAAAGUACCUCUUUAACUAGCAGUGGUUCAUGCUGGGACUCGUCAACCUGGACAUAUGUGGAAUUUGAACCAAAAAACUCAGAGGACAACUGUAAAACUUCAUAUGCUGAGAGGCUCGCCCUAAACACACAUACGGGACAUUCAGUACCCUGAUAAUCUCCAAGCGUUUUUACUUCUUUGCAUGUUGUUCAGUAGAGUUACAGUGAAGUAUGCGUUUGAUGCGCUACAUAUUUAACCCUUUAAAUACGGAAUUUAGGUCGCGAGAAAAAAAGCGCAGUUUCUUUCCAACAUCUCCUUUUUAGAUCUGUUUCUGCCAUAACAGUAGUUAGCAUGGAAAUAGCUAAAAAUGAAAUCUUCAGUUAUUGUUUGUUUUGUUUUUGAAAUGGAAAUUGUUGGUUAUGCUGAGAUCUGUUUAUAAAUGGUCUGUCUUUUGGAUAUUUCAGGAUCUGAUUUGUUGUGCUCAGAGGACAACGCUCUAGACACUGCUGUAGCUUGUGAGCGGACGAAGACCUCAUCUCUUGGUAGGUAAGCAAAAACGUUUUCUCGACAUUUUUGCCUGUGAAAUGUUGCCAAAAUGUGGGGUAUUCUCCAAUUUCAUUUGCUUUCUAAACUUCCGGAGAUUUUUUAAAAUUGUUUUUGAUAUCUAAAAUCCUCACCUCCCCCCCCCCAAAAAACAAUUCCUGAAUUAUGUAACUAAGCCUAUUUCAAAUGCCACAUGAUCACGUGCUCCAAACGUGAUCGCCUGCAUGUAAGUCCAUUUUGUCGCGCAGGCGAAAUUUAACAGGAAAACUCCGUGACAGAUGCAGAAUAGCAAACGCAAAAACGCAGGAUUCAAUUCAUGUACACCCCAUGUGACGUGCUCAAAGCGUAAAUAGAUGGAUGGAGACCAUGGCGAGUAAUGGGUGGUUGGAGGCCAUUAUCACGACAAAAUUAUCAGUUCGUCUGGUCAGGGGAAGUGUACAUUUUUAUCUUAGAAAAGUCCUCGCACAUAAGGGACUUCUCGCAGAGCAAUAGAAGGAAAAAUACCUCUUUAAUUAGUCGUGGCUCAUACUGGGACUCGUCAACCUGAACAUAUCUCGAAUUUGAACGAAAAAAAACUCAAAAGACAACUGUGAAACCUCAAAUGCUGAGAGGUGGCCCUAAACACACAUACUGGACAUUUUACGGUGGUAAUCUCCCAAGCAUUUUCACUUCUUUGUUGUUCUAGAUUUACAGUGAAGCUUAAUUUAACACUUUGAAUACCGAAUUUAGGUCGCGAAAAAAACGCAUUUUCUUUCCAACAUCUCCUUUUUGGAUCGGUUUUCCGCCAGUACAGUAAUUAGCAUGGAAAUGGCUAAAAAUGAAAUGUUUAGUUAUUGUUUGUUUUGUUUUUGAAAUGGAAAUUGUUGGUUAUGCUGACAUCUGUUUAUAAAUGGUCUGUCUUGUUUUAUUAUUUUUAUUAUUUUUUUAAAUUUCAGAAAGGAGUGCAAUGCAGUCACUUGACCCCCUGUCCCGUUUUUCAGAGCAUAGUAAGUGAUUCGCUCCUAUAUGUGAAGGGGCUACUUUUGCUUGAAGAAUAACCACUACCAGCUUUUCGCGCACUUGGAAUUUAUUUCUACUUGACAAAAGGAAAUUGAAUCGUGGCGUCCGAAUGUGUCGUCGAAAUAGUCAACUGAAAAUUAAAUCAAUAUUUAAUACAAGAAAAGGUUACUAUACAAAUCAAUUUUUGUUGAAGCGAUGACAGGCAAAUUUUAACUUACAAUUUGUGUAUGCGGCCUUAAAGCAUGUUUCACAACUUGGAUUCCUUAUCGGUGACACUUGGAAAUGUAAGUUACAUAACGAAUAUGCUUCUAUUAAACUAGUUAUAGCUAUCGCUAAGUGCCAACAGCAGUAGAAGGGAAAGUACCUCUUUAACUAGCAGUGGUUCAUACUGGGACUCGUCAACCUGGACAUAUGUGGAAUUUGAACCAAAAAACUCAGAGGACAACUGUAAAACUUCAUAUGCUGAGAGGUUCGCCCUAAACACACGUACGGGACAUUCAGGACGGUGAUAAUCUCCAAGCGUUUUCACUUCUUUGUUGUUCAGUAGAGUUACAGUGAAGUAUGCGUUUGAUAUGCUACCUAUUUAACCCUUUAAAUACGGAAUUUAGGUCGCGAGAAAAAAAAACGCAGUUUCUUUCCAUCAUCUCCUUUUUGGAUCGGUUUUCCGCCAGUACAGUAGUUAGCAUGGAAAUGGCUAAAAAUGAAAUCUUCAGUUCUUGUUUGUUUUGUUUUUUGAAAUGGAAAUUGUUGGUUAUGCUGAGAUCUGUUUAUGAAUGGUCCGUCUUUUGGAUAUUUCAGGAUCUGAUUUAUUGUGCUCAGAGGACAAUGCUCUAG
This is a messenger RNA of Porites lobata, 30674 nucleotides long. The record is from the annotation of a GenBank genome assembly. NCBI's taxonomy places the organism in Eukaryota, Metazoa, Cnidaria, Anthozoa, Scleractinia, Poritidae.